AUGACCCUCAGCACCACGGCAGCCACCAGCGUGGCCCAGGCUUUCUUCUGCCUCCUGCUCUGCAUCCCCUGGGCCGGCUCCUGCCCCCCCAGCUGCCAGUGCACGCAGCGGGCCGGGGCCAAGGCUGUCCUCUGCAGCUCCCAGCACCUGGAGGAGAUCCCCAAGGACAUCCCCAGAGAUGUGGUGUUCCUCAAGCUGGAUGCCAACAGCAUAACCAGGAUCCCCAGCAAUGCCUUCAGGCACCUCUCCCACCUGGAGGAAAUCGACCUCUCCAGGAAUGCCAUCGAGAAGAUCGACGGGGCAGCUUUCCGAGGGGUGGCGGCUGGGCUGCGGAGCCUCGACCUCUCCGGCAACCGCAUCCGCAGCAUUCCCAAGGAGGCCCUGCUGGCGCUCAAGGCCAGGCUCCGGCUGGCCAACAACCCUUGGCACUGCGAGUGCGCCUUGCAGGAGGUGCUGUGGGAGGCGCGGCUGGACCUGGACUCGGCGCGGGACAUCACCUGCCACACGGCCCCGCGCCAGGAGUACGUGGGCAAGCCGCUGCUGCAGGUCCUGGAUGCCGGUGCCAACCUGUGCGGCGCGCGGCGGAGGAGCGCGGACGUGGCCGCGUUCGUCGCCAUGUUCGGCUGGUUCGCCAUGGUCAUCGGCUACGUCCUCUGCUACGUGCGGCACAACCGGGAGGGCUCCUGUGGGCACGGGGACCGCCCGAGCUCGCUGCCCAGCGCCCCGGCUCCUGCGGGCACCUCCAGCACCGCCCUGUAGUGCAGGGAUGGCUGCCAGCCUCAGCCUUCUUCCCGAGGAGCCGCUGGCCACCCGGUGGGCAUCAAAGCUUCCCGGCGGGAUUCUCCAGUGCUUUCUGCAGCCAAGUGCCACCAAUCUCCCCUCCCCGGUGAUGCUGGACUGAGUGUGUGAGCAAACGACGUGCGGGAGGGAUGCCAGGGACACCCCAUGCGGGCCUGUCCAUGGUGACGGGGUCCUGGGGACAAACAGCCCCAGCCAGACCCUUUUUCCCUACCAGAGCUGGGCUCACAGGGAACACAGCCCCACUCACAUGCUUGUGGCUGGGGAGAGAUGGGCUGUGGGACAAGUGGGUGCAGUGGGUCACUGCAGAGGGGUCACCCCGUCUUGGCUCCAGUGGGGCAUCAGCCUUGCCAAGGGCAGGACAUCCUCCCCAAGGCCCUCGGUACCUUGGCAGCCUCUGCCUGCCUCCAGCAAUGCAGGGGAAACGCCAAAACCUUUGUUUCUUCAAUAAAGGCCUGCACUUAGGAAAA
Lonchura striata (white-rumped munia) is the source of this 1268-nucleotide messenger RNA. Lineage: Eukaryota; Metazoa; Chordata; Aves; Passeriformes; Estrildidae. The record is from RefSeq and is a predicted model, not a curated record.